GUGCUGGCAUGGAGCGAGCCCGGAAGCCUGGCCUGCCCCAUACCCCUGCUGCCAUGUGGCCCUUCCUCAGCCGCACCCUCUUCCCUCCCCCUACUGAGGCCUGGCUCCAGAGGGCUUCCUCAGACCCUGAGGCCCAGGGCUGGGGGGCCUGGAGCCCAGCCGAGAAGACCCAUCUGGACCCGGGGGCUGGGGGGGAGGAGGAGGAGAUGGGGGAAGCUGAGGAAGACGAUGAGGAAGAUGCCGGCUUCCUGCUGUCUCUCUUGGAGAGGAAGGGCCUGGCUGAAUGCCUAGUGCCUGACCAGGGAUGCCUGGGGGCCGUCCCACCUCGAGGCUCAGCCUGGGCCAUGUGCUGGCAGGAGCUGGAGGCCAUCAAACUGAAGCUGUGGGCCAUGGAGCAGGCCCAGGGGCCGGAGCUGCCCAGGGUGCAGGACCUGGAUGAAGGAGAGGAAGCCGCCGGGGCCCUGCUGGCCAGGCAGCUAAUGAGUCCCGAGACAGACAGCCCCCUGGAGAAGGCAGAGGCUGACCACAGAUCCGUCUACGUGGGCAAUGUGGACUAUGGGGGCACGGCCCAGGAGCUGGAGGCCUAUUUCAACCACUGUGGGAAGAUCCACCGGGUCACCAUCCUGUGUGACAAGUUCUCUGGACACCCCAAGGGCUAUGCCUACAUAGAGUUUGCCACAGAGAGCUCGGCCCAGGCUGCCGUAGAGCUGGACAAGAGCAUCUUUCGAGGCCGGGUCAUCAAGGUGCUGCCCAAAAGGACCAAUUUACCAGGGAUCAGUUCCACGGACCGCGGGGGCCUUCGAGGACACCCAGGCGCCAGAGUGGGAUCCUUUCCCCACGGCGGCCUCCAAGGCGGGGCCCGUUUCAGGCCACGAGGGCGGAGCCGGGGACGCGGAAGAUUCUCACCGUGGUUUUCUCCAUAUUGAAGUGAGGACCGGAUUUUGAGAGUGGGGUUUGCCGCUGGGUCAGGAAUCAACAGCGGUGCUCCUAAGAAUAACUUCCCCGCCCCCUUCAUUCCUCUGGAGAACUGCCGGACCCCACCGAGGCCACCGUGCACGGAGCAGGGCACAGGGUGGGCCUGGCGCGGAUGCCAGUCGGGGCUGUGGAGGGCAUGGGACGAAGCUGUGGGCAGGUGAGGUCCGGGCACCACGGGGUCAGCGCCGGCUUGACUUAAUCAGGGAUGUUCCACUAACGCCUUUUAUAGAAAAGUAGAAAUAUGUAUCUUAUUGGUAAAGCAUAAAUUAUUAAACUUGAAUAUAUUUUAAAAGCA
Bubalus bubalis (water buffalo) is the source of this 1270-nucleotide messenger RNA. RefSeq names its product PABPN1 like, cytoplasmic (gene PABPN1L). The record is from RefSeq and is a predicted model, not a curated record. Gene Ontology annotation, molecular function: RNA binding. Bases 9 to 926 code for a protein of 305 amino acids. The transcript has 7 exons. NCBI's taxonomy places the organism in Eukaryota, Metazoa, Chordata, Mammalia, Artiodactyla, Bovidae.